AUGGCUGGUCUUGCCUACCUUGCUCAUCGGCUCUACGCUAUCUCGAGCCGCCUGCCCGCCGUCAAGACCAUGGAAGAGAUCCAAGCAGCAUUCGACAAUCUCACAAAACCUCUGAGCAACAAUACGGAGCUCUUGAACUUCAUCAAAAAAAACUUCGCUGGCGCCGGUGAUGAGCUCAAGGCGGUUUCAAAGGAUUUACUGCGGCCAGACCCCAAGUUUCUAAACAAGAUCAAUGAUACCGUAAUCAAGGAGUUCGCCAACAAGGUCAUCGAUAUUUGGUCGGACCUGACGCGCAAGUACGAGAAUCCCGCGGGCAACUGCACCAACUGUCCCACCUCCUUCAUCCCACUCAACCGCACGUUCGUUGUUGCUGGUGGCCGUUUCAGAGAGGCAUACUAUUGGGACACUUACUGGUUUGGUCUCCUUUGA
Molecule: messenger RNA, 429 nt
Organism: Colletotrichum chrysophilum
Lineage: Eukaryota; Fungi; Ascomycota; Sordariomycetes; Glomerellales; Glomerellaceae
Exons: 2
Coding region: 1-429 (142 amino acids)
Biological process (GO): trehalose catabolic process
Molecular function (GO): alpha,alpha-trehalase activity
Source: RefSeq, a predicted model, not a curated record